AUAAUAAGUCCAGAAAACACGUUUCAAAUUUUCAAAACUUGUGUCGCUUCAGUAUUUAAAGAUCUCUGGUUAGCAAAAAACCCCAAGUCUGCAUCUGGAGAGUUUUGUGUUCCACUAGUUUGAAAUUUUUGACAUUUCGAGGUUAUGUUAAAAAAAUAUUAAACACAGUAAUUCUGGCGUAAAUUUAUUAAGACACUUUCGUCAAGGUCAAAAUGUCGAUUGUGGCCUACCGUGAGAAGUUUGCCCCCUUGAAGUCCCUCAAUAAUGUUAAAGACUGUAAACUGUGCCCACAUUUCACGUCAGUUUCUCUUCUAAUGAACCACUCAUUACCAGGACUUUUUAAUUGUGAAAACAAAAUAGAAAUUUAUCGUUGCAUAAAUUGUCACUUCCAAACGGAAUUGACGCUCCUGUUCAAAACACACAUCACUGAAUACCACAGAAUUAAACGAGAAAAUCUAGACAGACACACCAUUCAGAACUACGUUUGUAAAAAGUGCAGUUUUAAAACCAAUUUCUCGCUUAAAUGGCUUCAACAUGCAUUAACAUGUCUAGUAAACCCCGAUACAAAUACCGAAAUACCAAGCUACAAAUGUGAAAAAUGUGCAUACAAAGCUAAACGCCCCCUCUACUUAAAAAGACACCUCAAAACCCAACAUUUAAAAGACCAAGAUAUUAAAUGGCACCAGUGCCAUUUCUGUCAAUUUAAAACCAAAUACAAAUCAACCUUAAACACCCACAUCAAAGUGCGCCAUUUGGCCGACAAGGAUGCCAAAUGGUACGAAUGCAAAAAGUGCCCCUUUAAAACCAAGCAAAGCUACAGUUUAAAGCAGCAUACCAUCAGGCGUCACGUGGACGACAAAGACAUUAAAUGGUUCCAAUGCCAAAAGUGUCCCUACAAAUCUAAACAACACUCAAAUUUAAUAAGACACGUGAAAACGAUGCAUCUGGACGACCGGGACAUUAAAUGGCACGAAUGCCAAAAGUGCCAAUUUAAAAGCAAAUACAAAUCGGCUGUCAAAACUCACAUCGCAGCGCGCCAUUCAGACGAACAUGAUUGUAAAUGGCACGUGUGCACCGAGUGUCCAUUUAAAACCAAGUAUCAGUCAAACUUAAGAAAACACCUGAAUUUUCGACAUUUGGAUGACGGGAGUGUCAAAUGGUUCGAAUGUGACAAGUGUCAAUUUAAAAGUAAAUUUAAGUCGGUUUGGAAAAGUCACGCCGCACGUCAUCCGACGUAACUUGUCAUUGUAAUAGAGACAAUUUUUGAUUAAACGUGUUUUUACAA
Molecule: messenger RNA, 1285 nt
Organism: Zophobas morio
Lineage: Eukaryota; Metazoa; Arthropoda; Insecta; Coleoptera; Tenebrionidae
Product: zinc finger protein 711-like
Exons: 2
Coding region: 213-1238 (341 amino acids)
Biological process (GO): regulation of transcription by RNA polymerase II
Molecular function (GO): DNA-binding transcription factor activity, RNA polymerase II-specific; RNA polymerase II transcription regulatory region sequence-specific DNA binding
Source: RefSeq, a predicted model, not a curated record